Molecule: messenger RNA, 4398 nt
Organism: Pararge aegeria (speckled wood butterfly)
Lineage: Eukaryota; Metazoa; Arthropoda; Insecta; Lepidoptera; Nymphalidae
Gene: Oseg1
Product: intraflagellar transport protein 122 homolog
Exons: 24
Coding region: 323-3898 (1191 amino acids)
Biological process (GO): intraciliary retrograde transport; non-motile cilium assembly; protein localization to cilium
Cellular component (GO): intraciliary transport particle A; non-motile cilium
Molecular function (GO): protein binding
Source: RefSeq, a predicted model, not a curated record
UGCUUGAAACUUGAGAAUUAGAGAUGGUUCUACAUAAGAAAUGUAAAUGUUAAAAACUUGCUUACUUUGACUAAAAAUUGAUCUGAUAAAGGGUUAAGUGGACAAAAUGUCUCAUUUGGUUUCAACUGUAAACAGUCUUCGUCCAGAUAUGUUGGACUUCCUUACUAAAAUGCCCUUAGCGCUUUUGUUUACACUUUCUUCGUAGCCGUUGCCAACCAUAUUAUCUGAAUAAUUUUGUAUUCAUCUUGUUUGAGGUUCUGAAUAACAGAUAGUAAUUAGUUUAAGGGCUUUUAAGUAAUAAAUAACCAGCGAAUCAUUCAUAAUGAGGACGGUUCCUAAAUGGGUAAAUAAAAUUCAUGAAGCCGAUAAAAUUGAAUUCUCCAGUGUGCACACAAUAUGCUUCAGUCCAGAUGGUACCCAACUAAUAGUUGGUGCUGGGGAGAAGGUUAUGGUAUAUGACCCAAGAGAUGGUGCUCUUCUUCAACUCCUCCAAGCUCAUAAAGGACCAGUUUAUGCAGUUGCAUAUUGUAAAGAUGGGAAGAAGUUUGCCAGUGGAAGUGCUGACAAAAAUGUUAUUAUAUGGACCUCUAAGAUGGAGGGUAUUCUUAAAUAUUCUCACAGUGAAGCAAUUCAGUGUUUGGCUUACAAUCCUGUGUCAUAUCACUUGGCAUCGUGUGCUCUUUCGGACUUUGCUUUUUGGUCAGCUGAUGUAAAGGCAGUGCAGAAGUAUAGAGUAUCAGGCCGCAUUACGUGCUGUGCAUGGGAUCAUGUAGGGCAGCAUUUAGCUAUUGGCCUGGCAAAUGGAGCGGUUUCUAUUCGGAGUAAGUUAGGUGAUGAAAUUCAUAGAAUAAUUAGGGAUGCUGCUGUGUGGGCCGUCACAUUCUCAAAGUCGACACUUCUAGUGACAGAUUGGAAUGAUACACUCUCUUUUUAUAAUGUUCUGGGUCAACAAGUUUUAAAAGAAAGAUACAUAGGUUUGUCCGCUGUAUCAAUCUCUAUACUUGGAGCGCUUGUUUUAGUCGGUGGAGUGGGUGGCUGGACUGUACUGACUUCUGAAGGUGUUUCUAUUUUCACUACACCACUGGAGUGGGUCUGGUCUAUUGCACCAUCAAAUACUCUAAAUACUAUGGCUGUAGCGUGCCAAGACGGGACUCUAUGGUGCUUUCAGAUAGUGUUUAGCACAGUUCACGGUUUGUACCGGGAGCGUUACGCGUACAGGGAGAAUAUGACUGACGUCAUCAUUCAUCAUUUGGUCACCGGGAAGAAAGCUAAAAUUAAAUGUCACGACAGAGUGCAGAAGAUAGCCAUCUUUAAGCAUCGCCUAGCAGUCCAGCUACCAGAACGUGUGGUGGUAUAUGAGCAGGCUGAUCAACAUGGCAUGGUUUACAGAGUGAAGGAGAAGAUUGUACAGCCAAAUGAGUGUUCACUUUUAGUAGCCACAAGUGAAGCGUUGCUGCUGUGUCAGGACACAGACCUUGCAAUUAUUGGCGCAAAGAUCCCAAAGUCCUGGACAGUUCCAACACCCAUACGUUACGUCAAAGUUACCACACUACACUCGCGGGAGGUUUUACUUCUAGGACUGAUGAACGGACAAAUCUGGCAGGUGGAACCAAGCACAGGUGUAGCGAAGGUCAUAAUGCAAAGUCCUGGCAGUAUUCGAUGCCUCGACGUGAACGCGUCACGCGGUCGCAUCGCAGUCGUCGACGAGUCGUCCGUCUGCCGCAUCUACAGUUUGCCAAAUGGAGAACUUCUUUAUUCGGAAGAGAACGUGUCGUCAGUAUCUUGGAAUUCUUGGUGCGACGAUAUGCUUUGUCUAUCGGGUGGAGGAGUGUUGUCUAUCAAAGCAGGUCACUUUCCACCCGCGACACAACCUCUCACUGGAUCAGUUGUUGGUUUCCAGGGUGGCAGAGUGUUUUGCCUGCAAUCAAAUUCAAUGCAAACAAUAAAUGUGCCAAUGUCGCAUGCCGUUCAUCAAUAUGUCGAGCAAAAAAUGUUCAACGAGGCGUAUGCGGUAGCCUGUCUGGGCGUCACAGCUUUGGAUUGGGAGCGACUCGGUACUGCAGCAUUAGAAGAAUUGUCCUUUGAAGUGGCGAGGAAGGCUUUUCAACGCAGCGAAAAUAUUGUAUUCCUCACUCUUAUUGAUCAACUUCAGGAGCGAUUCGAAAGCGGCGAGAAACGAGCGGUGAUUGUGGGUGACGUGCUGGCCUAUUGCGGGAGGCACACGGACGCGGCGCACUCGUUCCACAACGCGGCACGCGACGACCGUGCCCUUGCGCUGUUUCUUGACCUGCGCAUGUUCAUCAAGGCUCAGGAAUAUGUGGGUGAUGGCGAAGGGGUGACCAGGCUUGCGCGGCAAAGGGCGGACUGGGCUAGGCGUGUUAACGAGCCGCGAGCCGCUGCCGAGAUGUAUUUAGCCGUCGGUGACGUGAAACGAGCGGCGCGACUUCUCGCGGAAUACGGCCGAAGGGAUGUGCUGAUAGAAUUGGCUCGAAAGAUGGAUAAAGGUUCGAGUGAAUCUCUGCGUCACUUGGCAGAAGCGCUAGUGGCCGUAGGCGAAUAUCCAACUGCGGGCGAUGUCUACCAACGAUUGGGAGAUUACAAGAGGGUGGCACAAUUGGCUGUGGCAGCUGGCGAAUGGUCCCGCGCGUUUGCCUUAGCCCGCGAGCACGCAGACUGUAAACGUGACGUGUACUUACCGUACGCACAUCGGAUGGCGCAGGAGGAUAAAUUCGUUGAAGCACAGAGAGCGUAUCACAUGGCGGGUGAAACCGCGACAGCGAUGCGAGUAUUCAGCGUUCUUGUGACAAACGCGGUCGCUGAGGAACGUUUUAGCGAUGCCGGGUAUUUGCACUAUCUGCUCGCCGCACAGUGUCUGGACUCCGCUGGGACAGACAACAAGUAUGUAAUCAAUGACCGCGCUACAUUGCUGCAACAGUACGCGCAUAACGAACGUCUCGCACGCAUUUACCACGCGUACGAUGUCGUCCACCGAUGUGUGUACGAACCUUUCUCCUUGGCGCAACCAGAUGCCUUGUUGAACGCGGCUCGAUAUGUGCUAGCGCUGUUGGAUGGAGAGCCGCCACCUGGUGUAUCUAUGUUUUGUCUCUAUCUUUGUCUAGCGAAGCAAGCAAAAGUUAUCAACGCAAAUAUAUUGGGAAGACAGAUGUUGGACAAAUUAUUAGCACUUCAAGUUCCGCAAAAAUUUCAGGAAGGUGUCGAACUGUUGAUGCUGAAGAGCGUCGGGAACAAUGGAAGCAGUGGCGGUGAAGACGAGGUGGCGCCACUGUGCUGGAGAUGUCGUCGUCACCUGCCACCUCUUGCCAUUCAAUGUCCGCGUUGCAGACACGAUCUAACACACUCCUUGGCCACACAUGAGCUCCUACCACUGGUACGUUUCGAGCCUGCGGAGGGAAUCACACAUGAAGAAGCCGUCGACUUAAUCGAGCGCAUGCCGAUACCGGAGGUUGAGAGGGGAAAAACUGACGGUGCUGACAUUUUUCGGAUAGGUGAAGACGUUGAUUACACCGACCCUUUUCUGGAUAAAUUCGAUGAGGAGGACGAAGGUGUUGUAGAAUGCAGCCGCUUGGCACUGCUGAGGUUGAGUCCCGCAUCUGUAGUGACGGUUCGAAGGACACCGUUCCCGCCAUUAUUCUACCGAAACAUGAUGCCUGAAUUGCCCAUUACAACCUGUCCUGUCUGUCAGAACCUGUUCUACCUAGAAGACUAUGAGAUACAUUUAAUUACAAAGCGCCAGUGCCCAUUUUGUAGACAUCAGCCCGAAGAUUUGAAAAAGGAUGACGGUAGCAGAGAGAAUUCCAUCGUCAACGGAUCCGGGUCAUCUACACCUCGGAGUCCAAGCGAAACACAAAGUACAUGGCCUUUAUCUAGUAUAUUGUAAUUAAUACCAACGAUGCGGUCUACAAUAAUUCAUUCCUUAGGAAAUGGGAAUAAAAAAGUCCUAUUCAGACUCUGCAUAGGACUCUCGCUGUCCGAGACAUGAAUUGCUUAGAUUUUAGGCAGCUGCAUAUGUUCUAGGCCCUACCUAGAACAUUGGGUUCGAAGUCUCCUCCUACGUAACAAAUGUCGAUCAGGUUCAUUAUUUUUCUCGAUCAUUGUUGACGUAGCGUAGAAUACAGAUCACCUCUUCUCAACCUGUCUGUGAAAUUCUCAUUAAAAUCGGUCGGUUGUGCAAACAGAUAGAUACAAAUAUAAAGUGUGUUUAGAUUUGUUUUGCUAUCAUUCGAUUGAUUUUAUAUGUUUAAUAAGAUGCAGUUAUUUUUAACAGGUUCAUCUUUCAUCUUCGUUUUUAUUGUUUUUCAACAUAGAUUUUUGUGUAGAUGUAUAUUUUGUAUAACCGAUGUUAGUUACAUUUUGUGAUAAAACCACCGUCCUAUAAUU